UAAAAUAGGCAGCCCUGGCAAUGAAUAAGCUUGUUGUCAACUUUUUAUUAAUUUGUUGAAAAAGCAAUCCAAAUUACAGCUGAAUAAUGGUGUUCUACUUCAAAAGCGCUGUGGUGCAGCCACCGGCUAUGUUGUACAUGGGACGCGAUAAAUAUGAGAACGAGGAACUCAUACGCUGGGGCUGGCCCGAGGAUGUGUGGUUCCAUGUGCACGAUUUGUCUUCCGCACACGUUUAUCUGCGUCUGCGUAAAGGACAAACCAUAGAUGACAUACCUAGCGAUGUGCUCGUAGAUGCGGCACAGCUCUGCAAGGCCAACAGCAUACAAGGCAACAAGGUAAAUAAUCUGGAAAUAGUGUACACCAUGUGGGAGAAUCUCAAGAAGACGCCCGGCAUGGAGCCCGGUCAGGUGGCCUAUCAUGAUGAGAAGGCGGUGCGCAAGAUACGCCUAGAGAAGCGCGUCAAUGAGAUUGUCAAUCGCCUAAACAAAACCAAAUCCGAGGAGGAGCAUCCAGACUUCCGUGGCUUGCGUGAGAAACGCGACGCUGCCGAGCGCCAGGACUCAAAGCGUGUUCAGCGUGAGCAGCGCGAAAAGGAUAAGGAAGCGGCAAAGCAGCGUGAACUGGAGGCAGAGCUACGUAGCUAUGCGUCGCUUCAAAAAACUGAAAACAUGCGGACCAACCAUGAUGCCGGCAAUGAAUCUGAUGAUUUUAUGUGAUUGCCAUGACAUCCUCUGCAUUUAUUUUUAGGUUUUUAUUUUUUUUUUUCUGUGUGUGUGUGCAACACAAUUCAAAGAUUACUGUAAAU
Drosophila busckii is the source of this 805-nucleotide messenger RNA. RefSeq names its product coiled-coil domain-containing protein 25. The transcript has a single exon. The coding region runs from base 87 to 716 and encodes 209 amino acids. Lineage: Eukaryota; Metazoa; Arthropoda; Insecta; Diptera; Drosophilidae. The record is from RefSeq and is a predicted model, not a curated record.